Molecule: messenger RNA, 1530 nt
Organism: Striga hermonthica
Lineage: Eukaryota; Viridiplantae; Streptophyta; Magnoliopsida; Lamiales; Orobanchaceae
Source: the annotation of a GenBank genome assembly
AUGGCUGGUUCAAGCUCGAACGGGAUGGCUGGUUCAAGCUCGAGCGGGGAAAAGACGGUCAACCGUCCCGGCGGCUUCCUACAGAGUAUCACAGAAAACCCAUAUCCUCAAAGUAACAGUGAUGCCUUUCUUGAAAGUUCUCGUGAUGAUUUUGUAGAUAAUCUAGCUAAAUUUGUUGCCCUUGAGAAUCUCCCUCUUAAUUUUGGCAAGAAACCCACUUUUGAAAAUCUCUGCCUGUCGUUAAACCCUGCUGCCGAACGUGUUCCAACUUCUGCGCUCGAGUACAGACUCACAAAUUUAUAUUCAGAAGGCAGAUACGGUUUGAUCGACCAAUUUGCAGCUGUCAAGUGUAAAGUUUCUUUGUCUGUUGAAAUUUGGUGCGAUUUUUGGCAAGUGCAUUCGUAUGUUUCGGUUACUUGUCACUGGGUAGAUGAUUCUUGGUUCGUCCAGAGAAGAUUGCUGGCGUUCAGAAUGAUCGUAGGAGAGCGCACGGCUGAAAGCAUUUGUCGAACCAUACAGUCGGUGUUGGACGAAUACGAAUUAACGGGUAAGAUCUUUGCGGUAUUGUUGGAAUGUAUUGGUUCAAAUAUUGAUAGUGUGGAGGAUCUAAAGGCUGCGAUCGAGUCCUCGGUUGGUUGUAAAGUCUUUCCUUUUAUAGAUGCAUGCCGGGUUUUAAGUUUAUGUGCACGAGAUGGGUUACAGCACGUCGAACUUCAGCUAAGACCCAUUAGGCAAGCGAUUGGAUAUUUGUGGUCGAACCCACGAGUAAUGAAGCACUGGGGUAAAUUUUGCAAAGCCAACAGUAUGGAGCCCGAGAAAUUUUCACGAGAGGUCCCAACACGUUGGGACUCGACGUUUUUGUUAUUACAAAAGUCUCUCGAGUACAAAGAGCUGUUGAGCGCAUUUUUCGCGGAAAAUGUCAAAGAAAUACACUUGUGUCCAAAUCAAUGGGUGGUGUGCGAAAAGUUAGUCCCGGUCAAAGAUGAGCAUUCCCCUGAACCAACUCUUAUCGAGAACGACGUUAGAGAGCACUUGAAUAAUUUCUACCACGAGUACAAGGCCAAGUAUGGUGAAAAGUUUACCGAACCCGAAAGACAGGAUACUGGGGAUAAGGAUACUGGGGAUAGUGCGAAGAAGUUCAAUACCUAUGAAGAUUUUAUGAAGAAAGUGUUUGAAAAGAAGAGAAGAGAAAGGAAAAAAUUCCUAGAACACGAGCUCGAGAAUUAUCUAGAGAAUCCGUUCACUGCUAAUAUCGAGCAUGUGCUACAAUGGUGGCAUGCAAGUGAAGACAAGUUCCCGGUAAUAUCACGGAUGGCAAAAGAGGUUCUCGCUUGUCCGGCCUCGACAGUUUCCCUGGAGCAAGUAUUUCACACAGGAGGCAACAUAUUGAGCGAGAAACAAUCAACUAUGUCUCCCGAUUGCUUAGAGGCCCAAUUAUGUCUAGGUGACUGGAUCAAGGCUGGGAAGAUAACGCAUACGAGGGACCGAGCAAUCCUUAUAUGGUGGAGUAAACCAGACGACUCUCAGUAA